AGAAGCAGCAAGUCAGAAGCCUAAAGGGACAGGAGUGCCGCCCUGGAGCCCACCAGAGCCCCUGUGGGCAUGGAGGCCUCAGAUGGGCAAGGGGGUGAAGAGGAGAAGCCACUGGAGAAGGUGACUGAUGUGCCCUGCUCAGAGAAGCGCUCCAGCUCUACCCUGGCCAGGGACUCGCUUGUGCGCCACGCCAAAGGCCUGGGCCAGGACACCUUCAAAAUCUGUAAAGAAUAUCUAAGGCCGCUGAAGAAGUUCCUGCGAAAGUUGCAUCCACCCAGGGACCUUCCUGAGAAGAAGAAGCUAAAGUACAUGGAGCAGAGUCUGGUGGUCCUAGGGGACCACAUCAACACCUUUCUGCAGCAUUACUGCCGAGCCUGGGAGAUCAAGCACUGGAAAAAGAUGCUGUGGCGAUUUGUCUCCCUCUUCUCAGAACUGGAGGCCAAACAGCUUCGCAGGCUCUAUAAGCACACAAAGGGCAACCAGAGAGCCAAGUUCCUGGUGGCAUUCUGUCCCCUGGACGCCCAGGAGGGCUCCUUGCUGGUCGACCAGGAAGACAGUCUGCCCAAGCUCUGCAGUGCCUGGGGGCUGAGGGACAACAUCAGCGGCAUGAAGGAGCGGCUGUCCCAGAUGCAGGCCCCCGGCCUCCCCGGGGCCUCCCUGCCGCGGGACCCGAGCCCACGGAUCCACAUCAGGAGAGGUCCUUUAAGGAAAAUUCCUCAAAAACCAAAACUCAAGAGAAAGAGGGUUAAGGAAGCCCCAGAAACUCCAGAGACCUGCCCCUAA
Messenger RNA from Condylura cristata (star-nosed mole), 783 nucleotides. RefSeq names its product chromosome unknown open reading frame, human C17orf64 (gene CHCT1). Bases 70 to 783 code for a protein of 237 amino acids. The transcript is spliced from 6 exons. NCBI's taxonomy places the organism in Eukaryota, Metazoa, Chordata, Mammalia, Eulipotyphla, Talpidae. The record is from RefSeq and is a predicted model, not a curated record.